Molecule: messenger RNA, 810 nt
Organism: Penicillium robsamsonii
Lineage: Eukaryota; Fungi; Ascomycota; Eurotiomycetes; Eurotiales; Aspergillaceae
Product: Fig1 domain-containing protein
Exons: 4
Coding region: 1-810 (269 amino acids)
Biological process (GO): conjugation with cellular fusion
Cellular component (GO): mating projection tip; membrane
Source: RefSeq, a predicted model, not a curated record
AUGGAUACAUGCGAUCUGUUACCAUCAUGUUUUGAUGAUCAUAUCGGCGAUUGCAAUUAUUAUGCUAUCCAUUCUAAUAGCGGGCUGUUCUUCCAACAAUCUAAGCAAUAUAUACUUGUUGUCGCUAGAAUAUUCAGCGAAAGAUCCUCCAUUAUCUACAACACCCGGACAAAUAUUGCGCAUGCCAUUCACAAUGUGUUUCAAACUGGCAAUGGAACAACUCUCGAGGUGCGAGCGGGGUACAUGGGGAUCUGCGUCACGCAGAGCCACAUCGGACGCAUCUGCUCUACCAACGCCCAGGUAUUGGCAAAUUUGUUCCAGGCACAAAAGCAUGUCAAAAAUGGGACAAGCACAGAAAUUGUACCCGACCCGCUCAAUUUGAUCAUGAUUGCGAAUGAGUUUAAGGAGAAGAUUGUAUUCGAUGGGCUGAUAUAUAUCGUGAUAGCCUUGAUGUUCAUCUGUAUUCUCAUCCUAUCAUCGUUCCCUGGAUGGAAUGAGGAAGUUGAUGACAGCGGCUCAAUCCGCAUGGUGAGGCCAUUUCCUAGCAUGCCUCUGUCGCAGAUUUGUCUACUCGGUUUUCUUUGUAGCAGUGCAUUUUGUCUUAUCUCCGUAUUGUGGCAGCAUAUCAACAGCAGUGCUGCGGCGACAAUGACCGAAACACUCACAUAUGGCGCUGUUUCGGCCCAUGUGGGAGGCGCGGCGAUGGCGUUAGGAUGGCUCUCUGUAGGACUGAUUGCGGUAGUCAGUAUCGGGAUUCUCGUGAUGAUAUUGAGUAUAAGUAUUCUUAGGAAACUUAUGGAGGAUGACUAG